Daphnia pulex (common water flea) is the source of this 1180-nucleotide messenger RNA. RefSeq lists its product as uncharacterized. Bases 166 to 990 code for a protein of 274 amino acids. The transcript is spliced from 2 exons. NCBI's taxonomy places the organism in Eukaryota, Metazoa, Arthropoda, Branchiopoda, Diplostraca, Daphniidae. The record is from RefSeq and is a predicted model, not a curated record.
GGUAAAUUCGUUCGACAUUGACUGUGUGCGACCUCUAUAUUUCAGCUGCUUCUCAGCAAACAAAAGAACAACAAAAACGGGGGAUAGGUGAGAGAUGGCGCUCAGGUGGGCGGACCUUUCCCUUAGACACAUCAGAUCUCUUUUCGCUCUCGUUGUGCAAACAUCAUGUCGGAUCCCGAACAGUCAAGCGAUUCUAGCUCAAAUUCUAGUAGUUCAGGCUCCGACUCAUCAAGAAGAGGAGGCGUAAAGAAAUUUCGUCUCUCAAGUGAAAAGUCAGCUAGUUUGGCCGACUGGGUCGUAUCGGGUUUAGAUGACACUCGAGCGAAAAGUGCUAGAGAGGCCUUUAGACCCAAACUAAAGAAGAACGCCGACCUGCUGAUCAACCCCAAUCUAGAUGAUGCAUUCUACAUCCGGCUGAAGGCAGUUAAGUCAUCUUCGGCAGCCAAGGUCAACAUCGACCCAAUCGAGAAAAUCUACAGGAACCAAACCUUCAAGAUCCUUGACUUAGUCAAGCCCAUCAUGUUUCUAGCAAGUCGGCUCAAGAAAAAGAAGAAAUCCCGAGCCGACGCCAAGGCGGUCAAAACAGCUCUGAAGCUCUGGGCGGUGGUGUACCACGACAUCACGAACGCGCGACGCCGCAACAUUCUGGCCCAAAUCUACCCGCAGAAUAUUGGACUGCUAGACGACAAAGCUGUCCUGCCAACGGGUGGAGAACACCUCUUCGGUCCGAAGUUCACCCAGGCCCUGGUCGAGCAAGUGAAAACUCUGAACGCUCUCGAAAACGCGGGAGCCCCUCGCGCGCCCGGAUCUAAAGGUGGUCAUGAUCAACGCCAAUCGAAUCGCGAUUUCAGCCACCCCCCUUCAUCUUCAGGCGGUCGCUAUUCCAAUUUUAAAGGAUCUCGAUACAACAAUGAUAGCCGCAGAUCCAAUUUCGACCGUGGCUCACCCAAUCCCGCCAAUAAAGGCGAUCAGAACAACAACAACAAAUAGGCCAUUUGAACCAUGGAUCACCUUACACAUUUUCCGUUAAGCCAGAUCCACAGUUUGUUUUUGCUUCCAAUUCUGAUGUGUCUAAGGGAAAGGUCCGCCCACCUGAGCGCCAUCUCUCACCUAUCCCCCGUUUUUGUUGUUCUUUUGUUUGCUGAGAAGCAGCUGAAAUAUAGAGGUCGCACACAGUCAA